UUGUAACAUGUAUUAAUAUUUUAUUAGUUAAAUCUAUGGUCAAAAUCUGAUACAAAUACGAAGGAGACUAAUAAAUCAUGACGGAGGUAGUACCCGCUACACUACCAGGAAAGUACAUAAAAAGUUACAAUUGAUCCAAACAAGGCCAAAUGUUAUCACAUGAAAACUAAAUACACUUUCACAUCAAAAGAACACACUAAUCUGAUGCUAGGAUGAGAACGCCGCGAAUAGGAUACACCAACACACCAAAAUUAGCAAGUUGGCCGUCACCCACGUUUUCUGGCACCCAGCCGACAAGCACAAAACGCGGUUAAAAAGAUACUUCAUGCAUGCCCAUGGGCCGUGAGCUGAUGGAGGGAAGCUGCCUUUUCUUUGCUUAACGCUGCAAACCCCCUACACGUCUACACCGAGGAGUCACGCUACACGCGUCGGCCGGGGAGCGGUCCAGCGCCGCACACCACAAGCUGUCCCCGCGCCGACGGGCAAAGCCGUCGCCUUUCACCGCGUACCGCAAAACUAUAAAUAAGCACACUCUAGGCAAGCCACUGGUUUACUUAGUACUCCAAGUCUCAUAGCCACCAAGGCAGCAGCCAUCACGCCUCCUACUCCAGCCAGCCAACUAGCCUAGCAAAAGUACGUACGACCGCCUAGCUUGCUCGGCAGAGCGGCAAUGGACACGGGCCCCGAGCGCAACUGGAACUCGCCGGCAUCCCCGCCGUCCUCGCUCGAGCAGGGGAUGCUGACGUCGCCUGCGUCGCCGACGCCGAAGCGCCCCGCGGGGCGCACCAAGUUCAAGGAGACGCGCCACCCGGUGUUCCACGGCGUGCGCCGCCGGGGCAGCAACGGCCGGUGGGUGUGCGAGGUGCGCGUGCCGGGGAAGCGCGGCGAGCGGCUCUGGCUCGGGACGCACGUCACCGCCGAGGCGGCCGCGCGCGCGCACGACGCCGCCAUGCUCGCGCUGUACGGCCGCACCCCCGCCGCGCGCCUCAACUACCCCGACUCGGCGUGGCUGCUCGCCGUGCCCUCCUCCCUCCCCGACCUGGCGGACGUCCGGCGCGCCGCCAUCGGGGCCGUCGUGGACUUCCUGCGCCGGCAGGAGGCGGGCGCCAGCGCCGGCGCCGGCGCCGAGGUGGCCCACGUCGACGGGAUCGCCUCCGCCGCGUCGGCGCCAGACAAUGCCAGCUCGUCGGCGGCGGCAUCCCACUCCCAGCCGCCAUGCGCCAAUGCGGGGUUCGAGGUGCCGGACGCAUUGUGCCACGACAUGUUCGAGCUCCACACGUCCGGCGAAAUGGACGCGGGCACGUACUACGCGGACCUCGCGCAGGGGCUGCUCCUGGAGCCGCCGCCGCCGCCGUCCAGCGGGGCGAGCUCGGAGCACGGAGAUGAUGCGGCGCUAUGGAACCACUGAUGACACCGAGGGACUCCGGUCAAAACUAUCUUCGCUACUAUUACGUUGAUUUAUUUCUUUAUUAUUUAUUCCGAAAAAGCGCCCCGUACGUGGACCUAUGGUCGGCAUAAUAAAAUGGCGGGAUAUUUGGGCGCAUCAAAAUCGGCCUCA
Molecule: messenger RNA, 1558 nt
Organism: Aegilops tauschii subsp. strangulata
Lineage: Eukaryota; Viridiplantae; Streptophyta; Magnoliopsida; Poales; Poaceae
Product: dehydration-responsive element-binding protein 1H-like
Biological process (GO): regulation of DNA-templated transcription
Molecular function (GO): DNA-binding transcription factor activity; DNA binding
Source: RefSeq, a predicted model, not a curated record